AUGACCAAGGUGGAAGAUCCGACAGAGUACCCUAAAGCCUAUGAUUGUAACACAGUAGUUGCUGUGAAGGUAUUGAACCUUCAGCAACGAGGAGCUUCUAAAAGUUUUGCAGCUGAAUGCGAGACCUUGAAAAACAUUCGGCAUCGAAAUCUUCUCAAGAUAUUGACAGUCUGCUCAAGUAUAGAUUUUGAAAGGAAGGAAUUCAAUGCGCUAGUUUAUGAGUUCAUGCCCAAUGGGAAUCUCGACGAAUGGUUGCAUCCAAGAAUUGCUCAGAUCAAGCCUCUAAACCUUAUUCAGAGAUUAAACAUAGCGAUCAAUGUAGCUGCUGCCUUGGAAUAUCUUCAUUUUGAUUGCGAAAUACCAAUCAUUCAUUGUGAUCUAAAGCCAAGCAAUGUGCUUCUUGACAAAGAUAUGACUGCCCAUGUUGGUGAUUUUGGACUUUCACAAUUUCUUUCUGAAAAAUCCAAUAUUUCCUCCAACGAUCAAAGCAUAUCAAUUGGGAUAAAAGGAUCUAUUGGGUAUGUUCCACCAGAGUAUGGUAUGGGUGCCCAAGUGUCCAUACUUGGUGAUGUAUACAGCUAUGGGAUCCUGUUACUGGAGAUGUUUACAGGCAAAAGCCCAACUGAUGAUACGUUUAAAGAUGGUCAAAGCCUCCAUGAAUUUGCUGCAGCAGCGUUGCCUGGACGAGUGAUAGAGAUUGCAGAUCCUCAAUUGUUCUUGGAAGAAGAGGGACUGAAAGAAGAGGAGGGUAGAAAAGAAAUAGACGAAUUGCCUAAAAUCCAUAACUGCAAUGCUGGAGAAAUAAUCACUAAAAGCUUGAUUUCAAUCAUUCAAAUUGGCCUCUCAUGUUCUGCUCUAUCACCGAGAAAUCGGAUUACAAUGAAGGAGGUCAGACACAAGUUGCAUCCUAUUAGAGAUUCGAUUCUUCGGUUCGAAAAUCGAAAUCGAAACAAAUGGAAAAUGUAGAAUUAUAUUUUAACAUACAAAAGAAAGAAUAAAA
Messenger RNA from Telopea speciosissima, 1000 nucleotides. Its product is annotated as probable LRR receptor-like serine/threonine-protein kinase At3g47570. Gene Ontology annotation, molecular function: ATP binding; protein kinase activity. NCBI's taxonomy places the organism in Eukaryota, Viridiplantae, Streptophyta, Magnoliopsida, Proteales, Proteaceae. Bases 1 to 966 code for a protein of 321 amino acids. The record is from RefSeq and is a predicted model, not a curated record. Gene Ontology annotation, biological process: protein phosphorylation. The transcript has 3 exons.